Papaver somniferum (opium poppy) is the source of this 702-nucleotide messenger RNA. RefSeq lists its product as uncharacterized. The coding region runs from base 40 to 459 and encodes 139 amino acids. The transcript is spliced from 4 exons. NCBI's taxonomy places the organism in Eukaryota, Viridiplantae, Streptophyta, Magnoliopsida, Ranunculales, Papaveraceae. The record is from RefSeq and is a predicted model, not a curated record.
ACGAGAAUAGAGAAUCCCUAACUUAGAGUGGAUUUGGGGAUGAAUCAAUUGCAGACGGCUCUCCGAAGAAGCAUCCACACGUCUCCACAACAAACAACUCCUCGUCUCACUAAAAUCUCAUUACACCCUCCCAAGACUGUAGAAGUCGAAUUUGCAGAUGGGAGUGCCUUCAAUUUGUCAGCGGAGUUUCUUAGAGUGCACAGCCCUGCUGUGGAUAGUAAGAUUAGGUCUGUUGGUGGUGAAAAGGUGAUAUAUGGGCGACGGCAUGUUGGUAUCAUGUCGGCUGAACCUAUUGGAAACUAUGGACUAAGAGUAGCUUUCGACGACUUGCAUAAAACUGGGAUUUAUACAUGGGAUUAUUUCUAUCAUCUUGGAAGCAACAAGUUUACACUCAUGAGGAAUUAUAUAAGGACCCUGAAAAAACAUGGACUCAGCCGAGACCCACAGAGAAGAAAAUGACCCAGAGGCCUAAGGUCCUUGGGGGCCAGAAUUUUCAAUGGUUUAGUGACGCCUUUCCUUUGCAGUCCAAUUUGUUGUUUUCCUGUCAAUAUGGAAAUGCCCCGUAAAAGUGUGGAUGGUAGUUACAAGGAAAAAUAGAUAACUCUCAGUUGAACUUCAGUCUGGAAUCUCAAACGACUGUUAUGCCAUUGAUGCAAAUUCUGUAAUAUUAUGUUGAGUGUCGGGUAUCAUCCAUUAAUGUUU